This is a messenger RNA of Adineta steineri, 864 nucleotides long. NCBI's taxonomy places the organism in Eukaryota, Metazoa, Rotifera, Eurotatoria, Adinetida, Adinetidae. The record is from the annotation of a GenBank genome assembly.
AUGCUAGAUUUGAGCAAACGAUCGUUUUGGAAUUUUACAUUGAAAGAUAUAUUAAUUAUUAUAUCUUCAGUUGCUAUACCCAUAGCUCUUGCUAUUUAUACUGCAAUUGGUUCUCAACAACAAAAACAACAAGCUGAGAAAAAACAAAAGUUUGAUUUGGAACAAUCAACACAAUUAAGACAACAAACACUUUAUGAUGAAUUUUUAAAUAAUAUCUAUAAAUUAGAUAAAGAUGGUUAUCUCAAUGACACAAAAAAUCCAUGGGCAUUUGCAAAUGCAUAUUAUCGUGCUGCUCAUCGCCAAUGGGACACAAUACGUAAAGCAGAUGUUAUACAAUUUCUUAAAGAAAAACAAUUAAUUGGUAGAAAUAAUUGUACUAAUGGAUGUCGAACAACAAAAUUAGAUGAUAUAAUUCGUUUAAAUGAGUUAAAUUUUGAUAAGGUACAUUUAGCAAGUGAAACUGGUGUAUUAAAUAAGUUGAAUUUACAAUGUGUUUCUUUUGACCAAGUAUCAAUGUCAAAUGGGGAGUUCUCAUCUGUUAAUUUGAAUGGUGCAUCAUUUGAUGGAGGGCGAUUAGAUAAGGUGAAAUUUGAUGGUUCAUCUUUACUUUGUGCUAGUUUUAAUGGUGUAAAUCUGGCGGGUGCAGAUUUUGGAAACUCAAAUCUGACAGGUGCACACUUUUCAAACAGUGAUAUGACAGGAGUUAAAAUCACGAAGGAUCAAAUGAAACAGGCAUCUUUUGACAAUGUAAUUAUGUCAAACGGAAAGAAGAGUGAAAUUACAUCCUCAACGACAACAACAUCACCGAUAACAAAGCCAUCAACAACAACAACAUCCUCAUCAACAACAUCAAUCGGUCAGUAA